Messenger RNA from Adineta steineri, 852 nucleotides. The record is from the annotation of a GenBank genome assembly. Lineage: Eukaryota; Metazoa; Rotifera; Eurotatoria; Adinetida; Adinetidae.
AUGCUCAAACAGCUAUCACCAAAGGGACCCGAUCCAGUAACGUAUUCAUGGUUCCUUUGUGGUUCUCCAUGGCCAGUACUUAUCAUUACUGCUGGAUAUAUUCUUUCUGUACCUUAUGGCAAACGAUGGAUGUCAAAACGUCGAGAACCAUUUGAUCUUCGUUUACCUAUUGUUUUAUAUAAUUUUGCAGCUGUUCUAGUUAAUGCAUAUGUCGUUUUCCUUUCUUUACGAACAAUAACAGCAAGACCAUAUCGUAUCUAUUGUCAACGUGUUCUACAUGGUAAAGAUGAUAUUUAUCUAUCGGAAGCUGUUUGGUGGUAUUUUAUUUCGAAAGCAUUUGAAUUUUGGGACACAUGGUUUUUUAUAUUAACGAAAAAAUUUACUCAUAUUAGUAUACUUCAUGUUUAUCAUCAUGCAACGAUGUUUCCAUUAUGGUAUCUUGCUACACGUUAUACACCAGGUGGUGAAGUUGCAUUUCCAGUGAUUGUAAAUGCAUGCGUUCAUAUUGUUAUGUAUUCAUAUUAUGGUUUAGCUGCUAUGCAUAUUCAACGAAAACAACUAGCACGUGUUAAAUUAUUUGUUACAAUCAUGCAGAUAAGUCAAUUUAUAGCUGCAGCUGUUGGAUGUACGUUUCGUUUUCAUGCAAUGCUUUUUAAAAAUGAUAAAACCUGUUAUGAUUUUCCUGUUUUAUUUGUUUUAAUUUUUCUUGCACAUUCGAUAUCAUUAUUAUUUCUUUUUCUCAAUUAUUUUUUUCAAGAAUAUAUUUUAAAACGAAAUCAAAAACGUCGUGAACCAAAACUAAACAUAAUAAAAACAAAAAAUGGUUAUAUUAAAACUGCCAAAGAUGAAUAA